AUGUUUCCCAUGAAUACGGGGCUUUACCCAACGCCGUAUCACGUAUUAAAUGAUAACCCGACAUCUUUAGAGAGAUAUUUCGAUAAGUUAGGUCUACGGAAACGUGGUGACAUGAUUUGGAAAUUGAGUUAUCAGUUCGUCUCGUCAAAAUGGCGGCGGGCAAGCGACUUAUGCGGUAUCGGGAAGUACGGCGAGGAUGCAUAUAGAAUGCUGUGCUUGGGACACACGGAUUUGGAACCUGAUGACAGAUACUUAAGGCUGUAUUUAGAUUGGCUGCAGCGUGACACGCAGUUUAUGGAGCACAAUGGAAUGACGGACAGUGAAUUCAUGAUAGACGAUCCAGUUUUAAAGUAUUAUACAAUUAAUUUGAGGAGCAUUUAA
Molecule: messenger RNA, 381 nt
Organism: Pieris macdunnoughi
Lineage: Eukaryota; Metazoa; Arthropoda; Insecta; Lepidoptera; Pieridae
Source: the annotation of a GenBank genome assembly